CACCAUCCACUCCGUGUCAUUGGACCUACCCAGUGUUAAGUCGUCAUGGGUGAAGUGCCACCAAGGCAGCUUGAGAAACGGGCUUCCAUUUCUAAAGUUGCUCAUUCUCAAAGGAAAUAAACUCGGCAACAUUCCCAAGGUUUCUGGUCCGGUUUUAAGCAUAAUUUUGACAGUAAUAGCUUGGCAAGUAAAGGGGCAAUUAUUCCAGUCACCGCAUCAGCAGAAUUGUGUGAGAAGGGGCUAUGGAAACUGAAGUCAUUACAGAGUUUGGAUCUAUCAUUCAAUGGGAUAUCAGAAAUUGGUAUAUCUGAUUUACAUAGCUGCCUGCAACUGGAAAACCUCCACUUAAAAAGCAACAAGAUAUUCAGAAUCCAUCCAGCAGCCUUCAAGGACCUAAAAAAAUUACAGGUUGUAGACCUCAGCAACAAUGCUCUGACCACCAUCCUGCCGAUGAUGAUCGUGGCUCUAGAACUUCCCCACCUACAGGCCAACUUGGCUGAUAACCAGUGGCAGUGUGACAACAGCGUGGCAGUCUUCCAAAAUUUUAUUUCAGAAUCCUGGAGGGAAAAGUGGAACACAAUUUGCAACAAGUCCACAGGGAAGGAAGAGGCAUACCAGUGGGCCCCCAAAAGCAGAACAUCAGGAGAGACCCGCAUCCCUCGCAUUAACCUGAACCACACGAAAAGCCUCAGAAGGAGCAACGCUGAGAGCCCCGGAGAGGCUGGCUUGUCCUCUCUGGGGAAGACAGAUCCUGCCCGCCCUGAGGCCGGUGAGCAGCAGAGACGGCUGCACAGACGGGUUAGGAGCACCCAGGAUGGGCAAACUGCUGGCAGAAAGGAAGCAGCUUCCGCUUCCCAGGACCUCACCCUGGCCGUCUGCCUGGCCGUCUUCAUCACAUUCCUCGUGGCUUUCUGCCUGGGGGCUUUUGCCAGGCCUUAUGUUGACAGACUGUGGCAACAGAGAUGCCAGAAAAAAAGUCCAGGCUCCGGAGUGGUGUACUCCAACCAGGGCUUCUACGAUGAAAUUGACACUGUGGGGAACACACAGCAGCCAAGGACAGAUCAACACCAAACUUUCCAGGAUGUAAACCUCUAUGAGAACCAAGCCCCCGGCUGGAGGACAGAGGCCAGCCCACGCACGGAUGUCGCUCUUAAGGGCACACUGCGACAGAGCAGAAAGGAGCCUGGUAGCCAGCAGGGAAGGGGACAAUGCAGGGACCCCAGUGGGUCAGGAAGUAGAAGGGAUGAGAAGCUCCCAAAUCACAGCGUGGUCUGGCCCGAUCUCCGAGCCCAGCCCGAUGCUGAGGAUACCCAAGUCCCAUGGGCAGGACAGGACCGUCUCCACAGGGAUGACAUUCCUACAGAAGGAAACUAUGACCCCAGGGCCGGGGAAGUCUCCCCUAAUGAGCGCUCAGUGGGCAUCGCUGCCGAAGCUGUGGGAUUGCAAAACGGCCCUGGCUCAAUCCAGAAGGAUUUCAAUGAGUCGGGCCCACCAGUCCCCAGGAAAAUGAUGGCUCCUCUCUCGGAAAUGCCAACGCACACAGAAGCUCCGAGGCCUGGUGAGAAUGAGGGAAGAUGGGCUUCUGGACACUUACCUUCUGGGUUUUUUAAGGAGAACUUGCUGAGCGCACAGCAGCAAAGGCUCAAGGGCUCGGGGACAGAGGCAGAGCUUCCUGCCCACCACACUGCAGCCACACUCAGUGACCCAGGACACAUGGACCCGUCCCCGCCUGCUCUCCCUCCAGGGUGGGGCCGGGACCCGCAUGUCACUCCUGCUAACAAGGAACCAGAGCAAAAGCAUGCUUCUGAGGCUUGGUAUGAGUUAGACUCCAACUCUGAUUCUGACGAAGGGUCUUUAUUUACUCUAAGUUCAAGUUCAGAGGAUUGGAGACACAUGGCUGAGGAGGAAGAAGCCCCUGGCGAGGAGAGCGGGACAGCCCCCGGGCCCCUGGAGGACAAGGGCUCAGGGGAGAGGAGAGACAAUGUCAUGUCAUUAGAGAGCCUUGGGCACAAAUGUGAGACUCAGGAAGAUCGUUCUGAAAAAACUCUCAUCUCCAAUCCAGUCUCCGGUUUGUUUGAGACUCACCUAGAAAGCGCCUCUAACAUCAGUAAAUUUGAGGAUCCAUUGUCCUCGCCAGGGUCCGUGGGCCACAGUCCGUGCAGUCAUGAGAUCCCUGGCAUGUCCAUUUACGACUACAUCUCAGCUCUUCAGCCCCAGCCAGUAGAGUGGCAUUGCUCACUUAGAGACUUGGAAUUUUCAAAUGUGGAUAUUUUACCUCCAACACCAGCAUGUUCAGCCGAAGUUCCCUCAGAUCCUGAAGACAGAGCUGUUCACGAAGGAGAUGUGGACAUUUAUAACUAGGAACCUUAGGUUCAGGGAAUAGACACAGCUCAAAACAACCUUCCUUCCAAGAUCACUGCAGGGGAAAAACUGAAGAUCUUCAGAACAAGAUGCAGAAGGAGUUCCCAUUGUGGUGCAGUGGAAACGAAUUCAACUAGUAACCAUAAGGUUGCAGGUUCGAUCCUUGGCCUCGCCCUGUGCUUUAAGGAUCCAGCAUUGCCAUGAACUGUGGUGUAGGUCGCAGAUGCAGCUCGGAUCCUACGUUGCUGUGACUGUGGUGUAGGCCAGCAGCUAUGGCUCCGAUUAGACCCCUAGCCUAGGAACCUCCAUAUGCUGUGGGCGUGGCCCUAAAAAGAUGGAAAAAAAAAAAGAAUAAGAUUCAGAGGAAGACAACGUAAAUGGACACCAAUGCUAAUGAGGAAUUCAUACGUCCUCUUAAGGAUGAUGAUUCCAGAAAUGUUAUAAGCCUAACACAGCUGCUACAAUCCUCUGGUGAGGAACCAGCUCUUUGCUGUGAAACGGGGUGGGGUCAGGGGGAUAUUCUGAAGACAGUUCCUCAAGCCAAGUUCAAUUAUUAAAGUGCUUCCAAAUAAAACCAGCUCACUAAGAACACAGGAGGACUUCAGUGUAAAGACUGGGGUCAGCAUUCAGAGGGGACUCUGCUGCAGUUAGAAAAAGCUGAUUCUGACUUUUAUACUCAAAUGCUGACCCAGAGAAACCUGAUGGGCACUGGCUCUCUAGCUGAGGAUGAGCUCUAGAUAGAAAUGAGAACCUUCAACUUGAAAAUCAAAGAGGGUGAAACCACUGUGGAAAACAGUAUGGAGAUGCCUCAGAAAACUAAAAAUAGAACUCCCAUUUGAUCCAGCAAUCCCACUCCUGGGCAUCUAUCCAGAGAAAACCAUGACUUGCAAAGACACAUGUACUCCAAUGUUCCCUGUAGCACUCUUUACAAUAGCCAAGACAUGGAAACAACCUAAAUGUCCAUUGACAGAGGAGUGGAUCAAGAAGAUGUGGUACAUACACACAUGGAAUAUUACUCAGCCAUUAAAAAGAACGAAAUACCAGCACUUUUUGGAACAUGGAUGGACCUAGAAAUUAUCAUACUAAGUGAAGUCAGCCAUACAAUGAGACACCAACAUCAAACACUUUCACUGACAUAUGGAAUCUGAAAAAAGGACAGACUGAACCUCUUUGCAGAACAGACGCUGACUCACAGACAUUAAAAAACUUAUGGUCUCCAGAGAGUUUCGGGGGUGGGGGUGUGUGCUUGGAUUAUGGGAUAGAAAUCCUGUGAAACUGGAUUGUGAUGAUCAUUAUACAACUACAGAUGUGAUAAAAUCAUUUGAGUAAUUAAAAAAAAGAAAAAAUCAAAGAGAACUCAAGUAACAUUUUUAGUGCCUAUUGAAGCCCUUAGAUGGAGCUGCUGAAUAGACUUUAACAAACUCUGCACAGAGACCAGUGCAGCUUUUUGGAGGUUGAUUAGGGAACUACAAAAUUGGAGGGAUUCUGAGCGAUUCUAAAUAUUUGUUAAAAAGUAAUGUUAAGGGAGGGACCAUUUUGUAGAACAAAAUGUAAAUGAAAAAUCAAUGUUCAGUAGUUCCCUGGUGGCCUAGUGGUUAAAGAUCCAGGCAGUAUUUAUAUCCUUGGGGCCCUACCUCAUUCCACAGUGACAGACACAUCAGACUAUGGCACCUGCCAUACCUUACCCGCCCUGCUCCCCAUCUUCUGGGUUGUACCACUGGCCUCUCCACUAAGCCUGGCCUCAUCUGCCCCAAAAAUAUCCAUGCUGUUUUUCAAGACACCGUUUAUUUUUUUAUUUUGUUUUUGUUUUGUUUCGUUUUUUCUUUUCAGGGCCGCACCCACAGCAUAUGGAGGUUCCCAGGCUAGGGGGCAAAUUGGAGCUGCAGCUGCCGGCCUAUACCAGAGCCACAACAAUGCCGGAUCCUUAACCCACCGAGUGAGGCCAGGGAUGGAACCCGCAUCCCGAUGGAUACUGGUUGGGUUCGUAACCCACUGAGCCACAACAGGAACUCCCAAGACAGUGUUUAAGGGUCAGCUCCUCCAUGAGCCUGUCUCAGCUCAUUCCAUCCAAGUAGAAUGGACCACUGCCUUCCUCCCUUGGGCCCCGCCUUGUGCAUUAUGGAGAAAACAAGGUUUCACGUUACUUGAUUGAAAUCUACUGGAUACUCUCCUGUGGGCCAGCAUCUGGCUGCUGGGUGAAGUUCAGUUCCAGCAGAGUCUACGAAGCUGAAAAUCAUCUCAGCUUUGGCAGUUACUUUAUGAAGGGAAAAACUGCUCUCUAGUCCAUCAGCACUGAGAGAAAAGUAUAUACAGUGUUGACUGGUUUUGUUUGUUUUUGUUCACACUUCCAAAAAAAAAAAAAAAGGCUUCAGGUAAUGUGGCAUAAACAGCACACAUCACAGGCAUGGCAGUUAGGUAGCUCUGUGUCUCAGCAAGCACUCAAAAAACAAGGUUUUUCUGUUUGUUUUUUUGUUUUUUGUUUUUUUUGCUCUUUAGGGCUGUACCCACGGCAUAUGGAGUUUCCCAAGCUAGGA
This is a messenger RNA of Sus scrofa (pig), 4895 nucleotides long. The record is from RefSeq and is a predicted model, not a curated record. Lineage: Eukaryota; Metazoa; Chordata; Mammalia; Artiodactyla; Suidae.